Messenger RNA from Megalobrama amblycephala (Wuchang bream), 2541 nucleotides. It is a transcript of the gene plp2b, whose product is annotated as proteolipid protein 2b. Gene Ontology annotation, cellular component: membrane. NCBI's taxonomy places the organism in Eukaryota, Metazoa, Chordata, Actinopteri, Cypriniformes, Xenocyprididae. The transcript has 5 exons. The record is from RefSeq and is a predicted model, not a curated record. The coding region runs from base 236 to 697 and encodes 153 amino acids.
GUAGCCAACGCCCCGCACACUCACUCUUUCCUUUCGCAGGGACCGAUUCGGACACUCUCAGGAAGUUCAUGAAGAAGCUUGAAGCUGCGUCAGAGUUGACCGAUUAAAUCAAUAACUACGUUUUUAUUUUUGCCACACGGUGCCUUUGAACGGAAUCUUCUUUGUGAACGUUUGCUGAUACGGACACUAGGCUUCCUAAAAAGGCGUUAUUUCAUAGGAAUAACACAGCUGCAGAAUGGCAGAAACUGAGGGAAGUCCGUUCGGAGGCUGUUUGGAGAAAAUGAAGAACUAUGUGCGAACUCGGAAAGGAACGAUCCUGACUGCUGAAAUACUCAUCAGUUUCAUCAUCCUGAUCUGUUAUGCCGCAUCAAUGUAUGGAGGGUACACAGCUGUCGCCAUCUGCGAGAUGGUCUUUGCCAUCAUCUUCUUUGUUAUCUUCAUGAUGGAGCUGGACAAACAGUUCCUGGUGGUGAACUGGCUCUGGAGCGAUCUGUUCCGAGCUAUAAUCGGUGCAGUGCUUUAUCUCAUUACCUCUCUCAUCUGUGUGAUCGGUGGAGGUGGGGAUGGGGCUCGCAUCGCUGGUGGGGUGUUUGGUCUGCUGGCUGGGGUCUUGUUUGCUUAUGAUUCCUACACAAUCUUCUUGGACAUCAAGAGCAGCAGACAACAUACAGCUGCUCCCACAGAUGACACAGUUUGAAAGCUACUUUCCUCACUACAACAUUAACAGCAACCAAAACAUGGAGAACAACUCUAAAAAUGGCAAAAGGAGAGAAUUCCUGCGAGUUAUCGCAAAGUUACCAUGAGAGAUGAAGACCAGAGGAAUGCAAAAGGGAUGAAAACAUUACACAGAAAAGAAGUUUAUGUACAAAAGGGGUUCAAAAGUGAACUGUUAGAUUGUUAAAGAAGCAACCAUAUAUGAAGGAACAGAAAGCUGUUGGCAUCCAAAGAUUCAUUACUGUCAUUUGGUCAGGUGGCUUGUUACCACAAAAUUGUUUAUCAGAUUGGUUGGUUACAAAAGCACAAAAUUUACAACAUUUAGUAGAAGAAAUGGCUAAUAAAAUAGCAGAUAAAUCUGACAACUCCAAAGCAGUUAUCAAGAGUUUCAGUCAGUUGUCUUCUAAUUCUUUACUAGAGAAAGACUAGUUUUGACCCAGUGAUUUUAAGUUAAGUCAUUUUAUUAUUAUUAUAUUGGGUAAUUAUUAUUACUCUGUCUGGUGCUGUUUUUUUCUGAAGAAACAUUAAAGCUUAAGUUUGUUAUGGUGUAAAACUUCACCAUAGCUUGUAACUGUAACUAAAUUCUAAUUAAUUUUUGAUUUGUUCUUGUGUUUUGUGUUAUUUGUAUAAGUUUUUGAUGAUUUCAAACAGGAUUUGGGUCAGUCUAACCAGUUUAUAGAUAUAUAACUCAGGUGCAGUCAAAAAAAAAGUCAGUUUUCAGUAAAUUUAAAGGGAUUUUCUCAUUGUUCAAACUAAAAAAGGAAGGAAUCUCAACCCUAAUAUUUUCUAAGGUGGUACAAAUUUGUACUAUAACAACUUCAGAUGUCCAUGUGUUGGUAAAAUAUGUUAAUUUUUUAUUAAUCUUUCGUACUUAUUGCCAUUUAACCUGUUUUACCUCAAAGGUUGCUCACAUCUUGAUGCCAUAAGAGUUUUUUUUUUUUUUUUUUUAUUCUAUUAAUAAACCAAUUCAUAUAUUAGACAUAUCUUCAUUUACAGCCUCUCUUCCGUUCAACUCUAUUGAGUAAUGUAGACUAAAAAAAAUACUGCCAAAGUUUGUCAUCGUUUCAUCAUUCAAGAUUUGUUGAGAAAAUACCAUGAAUAAAAACUGUUUACUCAACUGUGUAAUAAGAAAUUAUUUUCACAUGCCUUGAAAGAGAUCAAUGAGUAACCGGACCGCCAGCUACUCCAGUUAUUCAAAUGCAGUGUGUCGUCUUCACGCUUAAAUAAGCAGAACUUCUCAACAGAUUCUGAAACAGGAAACUAUCAUUCUGACCUAACACCUGAUUGUUGUAAUGCCAUUUGCACAACAGUUGUAAUUUUACUGUAAAACAUGACAAGCUUGUCUAAGUCAGAAAUUCAUAAAUCUUCUGUUUUAUUAAAAAAAUAAUAAUAAUAAUAAUUUGACCUGUUUUGUUUAGACAAGUGGGUCUUUUUUCUGUUUGGAAACCAUUUAUAACAUGUAUAAAUUGUAAUAAUUUAUAAAUUUGAAUUUGUGAAGACUGUUUGCCUGUUUUGUCCUCUCAUGUCUGUAUUUGUUUUUGCAGCCUCAGCUCUACCCCAAUGAUUACCUGACAGGAUUUAUUUGUGAGAUGGUCAGAAAUGCCAUCAGUCCAGUAAAAAAAAUGAUUAACUCAGGAUGUUCUGGUCGUUUAAAACAGACAUAUUUUCAGACAAACAUUUUUUGCAUGUUUUUGUUUUCAGAAGUACAGCAUGUACAAGUAACUCUGCAGGAUUCAUGUCUCUGUCUAAUUGGUGUUGCUGGUAUUUUUGGAGUUCUUUCGAUAACAUUUAAUAAAAGGCUGUUUUAACGUGUUCUACUUUUAAAAA